UUUUGUGGAUUGCUCGGUGGCAGUGCCGCUGGAAGAUAAGCUAACCAGCUAGCUUUCCCUCGAAAAGAAACACCGAACUAAGCUAGCCACGGCGGGCUAACGUCGGCUAGCCCGCUAGCUAGCUCGUCAAAUAAAUUAGAUUUUCCUCAUCUGCCAUGUGACUGUUUUACAUGGUGUUGCUUUUAACUUUUAGGAUACCCGAUCCCGGAUAUCUGUUGGGGACAUUUUUGACUUGUUUUGUGCGGAUUUGGGAAGGUCGAGACCUCACCGGGGGAUAACUUUGGCCUGAAAGUUUGUAGACCUCGGACUUGAUUUCACACCUCUGCAACAAGAAGAGGAAAAAAGCAGCCUCCGACACAGCGCAAUGACACCCAUGUUGGUUAAACAUUUAUUGCAGAUUGAGUGACAGAAGUCCUAGCAGUCUCAUUAGUUAGCAUGCUAGCCACCUAAUUCAACCUCGUCUUGUUCACUCCAGCCGUUGCCCAACUUUUCUUCAAGCUAGCAUCCCCCCCAGCUAGCUGGCCAAAAACGUCAUUGCGUUAGCCUGCUAAUUUCACUAGCCACUUUCGACGCUGUUGAAUGCUGAAUUGACUAUUGAAUGUUCUCAUACUCCGACAGAAGCGAAAGAGGAUAUCAGUUUUUCGUGUUUUGUGCCUGUUGACAGACAUGGGACGUGUGGCUGUCGCUAGCUAGUUGCUAGCUAGCUGGCUAACUUGAGCUAGCCGCUGAUGUGGGAUUCAACUUGUUGAUUUCACGGGCUAUCUGUCGUGCUGCUAGCUGGCUAGCGCCGGACAGCUAUUGGAAAAUUGAGCCGCACAAAAGGGGCCACCGUUGUCACAAGGUUUAAAUGCACAAUAGACACUGAGGAAUCUUUUCCUGCUCGACUCCUCCUUUUCCCCUUUUUGGCAAAUCUAAGUCUUUAAAAAUGUCAACAAGAACCCCACUGGUGCAAGUCAUUGAAAAUUCGGCUGGCCAGGACUCUAAGCCCUUGUCCGGCCGCUCCAGCAUGCCUCGAUGUCGGAACUCUGUCGCCACGACCACAGCAGACGAGCAGCCACACAUUGGCAAUUAUCGGUUACUGAAAACCAUCGGCAAGGGCAACUUCGCCAAGGUCAAGCUGGCACGACAUGUCCUCACCGGGAAAGAGGUGGCUGUAAAGAUCAUUGAUAAGACACAGCUCAACUCCUCCAGUUUGCAGAAGCUCUUCCGGGAGGUGAGGAUCAUGAAGCUGUUGAAUCAUCCCAAUAUAGUCAAGCUGUUUGAGGUGAUAGAGACAGACAAGACUUUGUACCUGGUAAUGGAGUACGCUAGUGGAGGUGAAGUCUUUGAUUACCUGGUGGCCCAUGGCAGGAUGAAGGAGAAGGAGGCCCGUGCCAAAUUCAGACAGAUUGUGUCAGCGGUGCAGUAUUGUCAUCAGAAAUGUAUAGUACACAGAGACCUCAAGGCGGAGAACCUGCUGCUGGAUGCAGACAUGAACAUCAAGAUCGCCGACUUUGGCUUCAGUAAUGAGUUUACCCUGGGGAACAAGCUGGACACGUUCUGUGGCUCCCCACCCUACGCCGCCCCUGAGCUCUUCCAGGGCAAGAAGUACGAUGGGCCUGAGGUGGAUGUAUGGAGCCUGGGGGUGAUCCUCUACACACUGGUCAGCGGCUCUCUGCCUUUUGACGGACAGAACCUCAAGGAACUAAGGGAGCGCGUGCUGCGUGGCAAAUACAGGAUUCCCUUCUACAUGUCCACUGACUGUGAGAACCUGCUCAAGAAGUUCCUCAUCCUGAACCCCUCCAAGAGAGGCAGCCUCGAGCAGAUAAUGAGGGACCGGUGGAUGAAUGUGGGCCAUGAGGAGGAGGAGCUCAAACCCUACAUUGAACCCCAGCCAGACUACAAGGACCCUAAGAGAACAGACAUCAUGCUGCAGAUGGGCUUCACUCAGGAUGAGAUUCAGGACUCUCUGGUGAACCAGAAGUACAACGAUGUGAUGGCCACAUACCUGCUGCUGGACUACAGGAACUCUGAGCUGGAUGAAGGUUCAAUCAAGCCCCGCCCAGGAAGUGAUGUAAGCAACAUAAACGCUCCCUCCCCGCCUCACAAGGUACAGCGCAGUGUGUCAUCCAACCAGAAGCCUCGCAGAGCCACUGACCAAGGCUCCUCCUACUCUAAGAGAGGGGGUCAGAGCGAUAACCGGAGUGCAGUGGAGGAUUCUGGGAGGAAGGGUUCAUCGGGCAGCUCCACCACCAAGGUGCCGGCCAGUCCACUGGUCUCCUCCGACCGCAAGAAGAGUGCCACACCCUCCACUAAUAGCAUCCUGUCCACUGGUACAGGUCGCAGCAGGAACUCUCCUCUGACUGAGAGAGCCACGCUGGGCCAGGGCAUCCAGAACGGCAAGGACAGCCUAAACACUCCGGGCUCCCGCGCGUCCACCGCCUCGGCCGCUGCCGUCCUCUCUUCCUCCUCCUCCUCCUCCUCGCGCCCCCGCCACCACAAGUCCUUGUCCUCCUCCAAUCAUCCAUGCCCCUCUGACCUGCACGCACCGCGACCCAGUGCUCCACCUCAGCGGGCACCCGGCGCCUCUCCAUCGGCCCACAACAUCAGCAGCGCCGCCGUGACGGACCGCACCAACUUCUCCCGAGGGGUGGGUAUCCGCAGCACGUUCCACGCAGGCCAGCAGCGGGGGGCCAGGGACCAGCAGGGCUCCGCCUACCCUGGCGGGCCCGCCUCCCCGUCGCUUUCGCACGGCAACAGCCAGGCCCGGAGGACACACGGCGCCACAGGAAUCUUCAGCAAGUUCACCUCCAAGUUUGUACGCAGAAAUCUCUCGUUCAGGUUUCCGAGAAGGAGUCCGUAUGAGGGAGAGGGUCGAGAUGAGGGGAGCAGGUCCAUGCUGAGCAGCACAGUGGACAAGUCGGACAAGACAUCCGGUGGCGUUCUCUCCUCCUCCUCCAACAACGACGAGAACAACUCCUCACCAGGAUCUGGUAACACUGGCGGUACUGGCACACCUCCGGCCAUUGCCGGCCAGAAGGACUCGUCCAAGCCACGCUCUCUGCGCUUCACCUGGUCCAUGAAGACCACGUCGUCCAUGGAGCCCUCGGAGAUGAUGCGUGAGAUCCGCAAGGUGCUCGACUCCAACAGCUGCGAGUACGAGCUGCGCGAGCGCUACAUGCUGCUGUGCGUGUCGGGCAACCCGGCGCGUGACGACUUCGUCCAGUGGGAGAUGGAGGUGUGCAAGCUGCCCCGCCUCUCCCUCAACGGCGUACGCUUCAAGAGGAUCUCGGGCACAUCAAUUGCCUUCAAGAACAUCGCCUCCAAGAUCGCCAACGAGCUCAAACUGUGAGCGCAGGGGAGGAGAAAGACGGGAGAGAUGAGAUUAAGAGGGGUGGAGACCAGCGGGUGGGGAGGGUGGGGGGGGUGGAGGGAGUGAGAGUUACCAAGAGGAACGAGCGUAAGGGUCGCAGCUGGCCAGGUGGGAUUGUCAGGAUGAUGAUGCUGGAUUGAGGAAGGCUGGAUUGGGGGAUGGGCAGGGCCGUCUGGGAAAGUAUUGUAGGCACAGGUGAGGGGUGGAGAUGAGAGAAGGGAUGGGGUCACUUUAAAAAAAAAAAAAACAUAAACAAAAAAACCCACAAAACAAGUUGGUGACGUCUACAGAAGGUUCUGAAGUAGGGCUGUCGGUUCACUAGAAAAUGUUCCUUUUCUAGAAGUUUUUCUUCUUUCAGUUCCUGAGGCCCUGGGAUCAGAAACUCGUCAGUUUCCUCCGAGUUGUGAAGUACUGCAGACACACGAGAGACCGGGGUCCUCUCUCUCUCUCUCUCCCUGCGGGGUUUUUUUUUUUUUUUUGUCACGUUCUACUUUAGACGUUCCACUCUCUGCAUGUCCAACCUGCUCUCGCUGUUUUAAAGGAGUCACACUUUGAUCACUUUGACCACUCUUGUCACUUCCUGCUAUUUAUUCAGUUUCUUGGCACGGUUCUGCUAUACCAGGGUUCUGGGGGUUUUGGGGAAGGGUUGCGAGGAUGGAGAGAUAAGAGGAUGUAGGGUAGAGAGAAAGAGAGCACAGGACCUCCUAAAAAAACAAACAAAAAAAAAGACUUUAACUUGCUCUGAGUCUCUUCGGGAUGCUUUGUAAAAAGGUCCCAAAUACGGAGCCUGAUUUUGCUGGAGGAACUCCUUCCGAGGAGUUUUGGUUGAAUUUGGAGGACGUUUCUCGUCUCUGUGAGCUUGUUGUUUCUCUUCCUAAACUGAGCGGACUCGGACUGAGCCAGGACUGUCGUCGCUGAAGCCCCAUAUAUCACACACACACACACACACACACACACCAGAUGGAUUGAAAGGACAAACUCUUCCAGGAAAUGAUCAACUGGUUCCGGUUGUUCAGCUGUUGCUGGUAAAAGGACCCUCCGCCCCCAACCCCCCUAAAAUUAACCUGUUUGAGAUCCUCCCCCACAAACACACACACACACACAACACUCCACCACCCCCCUACACACAUGCACACACACACACACACACACACACACACACACUUCCCCCACCCCCCCUUUCCUGCUAACUUCAAACUGAACCCAGCACAUACACAUCCAUCUCUUGCUCUCCUCUUCACUCCCUCUUUUAUUUUUUUUUUAAGUUUUUAAUUCUGUCCCUCUCAGCGCUCCCGCCAUCCAGUCCCGGGCCAGUUCGACUUGAUGUUGUCGAUCCUGCGGACUGCACCUUUAGUCCGCACUGGUGGUUAUUGUACUUUUCUUUUUCUUUUCUUUCUUCCUCUUUUAUCGCUGAUUGCUUUUAAAAAGAGUUGUGCACUGGAAAAGAGGGGGAUAUGGGACAUGGGGAGGGAGGGAGGGAGGGAAGGACGGACGGACGGACGGAUGGGGCUGUCGACGGAUUUUAUGUUGCCUUUCUUUUGAAGAAUUGAAAUUUAGGUUUUUGUUUUCGUCGCUUACGUCAGCACAUAAAUGAAAUGAGAAUGAAAAGUGUUGAUUUUUUUUUUGUCUUUUUUUUUUUUUUUAAAUUAUGUUUUGGGUGGCAUCAUGCCUUCAUACACAGAAUGUCAACCCUGAUGCUUGGAAACGAUGGAUUUCCCAGAUCUUCUCCUCCUCCUCCUCUUUCUAACCCCCCUUCCUCCCCCAUCCCCUUUUCCUCACCCAUACCCCUCCCCCACUCCUCUUCCUCCUCCCCCAUCUCUCAUGUGUUCCCAAAGAGAAAAAAAAAAAACACACAACAAGCUAUCUUUGGAGUAUUUAUAAAAAAAGAAAAAAAGUGUGUGUGCGUGAGUAUCUUACAGAUCACUGGAAAACUAAAAGAAGAAAAAAAA
Molecule: messenger RNA, 5301 nt
Organism: Myripristis murdjan (pinecone soldierfish)
Lineage: Eukaryota; Metazoa; Chordata; Actinopteri; Holocentriformes; Holocentridae
Gene: mark2b
Product: MAP/microtubule affinity-regulating kinase 2b
Exons: 21
Coding region: 926-3331 (801 amino acids)
Biological process (GO): intracellular signal transduction; microtubule cytoskeleton organization; protein phosphorylation
Cellular component (GO): cytoplasm
Molecular function (GO): ATP binding; tau-protein kinase activity
Source: RefSeq, a predicted model, not a curated record